Drosophila serrata is the source of this 2253-nucleotide messenger RNA. It is a transcript of the gene Nhe1, whose product is annotated as Na[+]/H[+] hydrogen exchanger 1. Gene Ontology annotation, cellular component: membrane. Gene Ontology annotation, molecular function: potassium:proton antiporter activity; sodium:proton antiporter activity. Gene Ontology annotation, biological process: proton transmembrane transport; potassium ion transmembrane transport; sodium ion transport. Lineage: Eukaryota; Metazoa; Arthropoda; Insecta; Diptera; Drosophilidae. The record is from RefSeq and is a predicted model, not a curated record.
CAGAUAAACAGCUGUUUUGGUUGUGAGUUGCGAGGAAAACAAUUGUUGGAAGUCGUGUAAAAUAAAUGCCGCGUCGUCGCACAAAAUGAUUUCUUGGCGUCUGCGACUAUUUUGCCAAGCGGCUGUGAUAUGCCUCGUCAUUCAAGCGUCUGCGGUGUCAUCUGUUACGGAUACCAGCGGUGGACAGGAGGAAGCGAACAAGGUCUCUGCCAACAGUUCCAGCUCAGCAGGAAUUGAGAAAAGCGCUCAACCCCAUCCAGAUGUGGCUUUGUCACCCAGCAAUACUAGCAGCCCCUUGCUCAAUGUCUCUACAUCGGCUUCGACGGCUUCUCCAGUCAGUGGCGGUACCACCAAGAAGACGGGCAACGCAUCCACAGUGGCCACGGAGCCACCGCUCAUUGAUUCGCAUGCUGUGGAGCAGGAGCACAACUCCUCGUUGUCCCUGUUUUUCGUCAUCUGUGUGAUCAUGCUGGGCAUUCUGCUGAUUCACUCCAUGCUCCAGACUGGCUUUCAAUACCUGCCGGAGAGCAUUGUGGUGGUGUUUCUGGGCGCAUUCAUUGGCCUGUCCCUCAACGUCAUGUCUGGCCAGACGGGUAGCUGGAAACGCGAGGAGGUCUUCUCACCCAUGGGCUUCUUUCUGGUCCUCUUGCCGCCGAUUAUCUUCGAGUCUGGGUACAAUCUGCACAAAGGAAACUUCUUCCAGAACAUUGGCUCCAUUCUGGUCUUUGCCAUUUUUGGGACAACCAUUUCGGCACUGGUAAUUGGAGCGGGGAUAUACCUCCUGGGUCUGGCCGAGGUGGCUUAUCGCCUUAGUUUCUCCGAAUCCUUUGCCUUUGGCUCGCUCAUCUCCGCUGUCGAUCCUGUGGCCACUGUGGCUAUAUUCCAUGCCCUGGACGUGGAUCCCAUACUCAACAUGUUGGUGUUUGGCGAGAGCAUUCUGAACGAUGCCAUUUCGAUUGUGCUCACGGCCUCCAUUACCGAGUCGGCGAGUGCCAAUGCUCAGGCAAGCACUGGAGAGGCCAUGUUCAGUGCCUUGAAGACCUUUUGCGCCAUGUUCUUUGCCUCAGCGGGUAUUGGAGUGAUAUUCGCUUUGAUAUCAGCUUUACUGCUGAAGCACAUCGAUUUGAGAAAGCAUCCGUCUUUGGAGUUUGCCAUGAUGCUUAUGUUUACCUAUGCUCCUUACGUCUUGGCCGAGGGAAUACACUUGAGCGGUAUUAUGGCCAUACUGUUUUGCGGCAUCGUCAUGUCCCACUACACUCACUUUAAUCUGUCCACGGUCACUCAAAUCACCAUGCAACAGACGAUGAGAACCCUAGCCUUCAUUGCCGAGACCUGCGUCUUUGCCUACCUCGGGCUGGCCAUCUUCUCGUUCAAGCAUCAAGUGGAGCUGUCCUUUGUGAUCUGGGCCAUCGUUCUGUGUCUGAUAGGGCGUGCCUGUAACAUCUUUCCGCUGGCCUAUUUGGUCAACAAAUUCCGUGAGCACAAAAUCAACAACAAGAUGCAGUUCAUCAUGUGGUUCUCGGGCCUGCGCGGUGCCAUUUCCUACGCGUUGUCGCUGCACUUGAACUUGGACAGUCAGGAGAAGCGCCGCGUCAUCAUAACAACCACGUUGAUAAUUGUGCUCUUCACCACGCUGGUUUUCGGCGGCUCAACUAUGCCGCUGCUUAAGUACCUCAAGCCGGGCAAGAAACGCCGCGCACGUGGCUCUCUUCCACGCAGUUCCUCAGGUACGGAGGGUGGCCGCCGUGGUGGCAGUGGCCGUAAGCGCUCCAAGUCCAUUUCCCUGUCAAAGACUCGUGAAUGGGGCCAGGCCAUUGACUCGGAACACUUGUCCGAGCUCACCGAGGAGGAGGAUGUGACCUUCACACAGGCACGAGAUCGCUUCGGACGCCUGGAUAGAAAGUACUUCAUACCCUUCUUUACGCGACGCUUCAACAGCCAGGAGCUGCACGAGUGCAAGUCCCAGAUGUUGGACUUGACCAACAAGUGGUACCAGGCCAUUCGCGUGAGUCCCCUGGACUCGGAUGAGUCGGACGAGGAAUUAGGGCUGUCGUCCACCACAAGUCAGACUCAUUUGACGCGAUCGUAGGCUGUGUUAGGGAACGGGAGCGAGAACUCUCUGGCUGUGUUAACGACACCUGGGUGGCCAAACAAUCGAUCGUAGUUAUGGCUUAAGUUUUUGUCUAGUUAUUAAUCUACAUAAUGGGUGGUGGUGGUGCUUGUUGAUACCUUGUUUUUAUUUCUAGUAAUAUA